AUGGGCCAGCAGCAGCAACAGCAACAGGCAGAUCUUCUAUUACACCCCGCAGCAACUCAAGAGACACAGCAGAAGCAGCAGGGAAGCAGCGGAGACACCGCAGCAGCCGCGCGUACAUCUGCAGCAACAAAACCCACAGCAGCAGCAGCAGCAUCAGCAACAGCAGGGACGCUCUUGCAGCAUAAGUUAACAGAAAGACUGCAGCAGCAACACGAGAUAGAAGAGACAUGCAGCAGCACGUACCAGCAGCACGCAACAACAGCAGCAGCAUCAGCAACAGCAAGUAGCAACAGCAGCAGCAAGCAGCAGCAGCAGCAACAGCAGCAGCAGCAGGUGUUGCUGACAACAAUCCUUCUGUCUCCUUUUCUUUUAAGAGCUGCUGCAGUCUCAACCUGCGGCGACAGCAGCAGCAGCAAAACUUCGCAGCAAAAUGUGCAGCAACUGCUUCAAGAAGAGGAAAGGCAUCGCGGCGGGCUGAGGCUUCUGCUGUUGCUGCCUGCAGCAGCAACUUCUCUCCUGUCUCCGCCCUUUAGACACAAAGCAGCAGCAGCAGCAGCAGCAGCAGCAGCAGCAACAGAUGCAACUGCUGAACCCCAGCAGAACCAUAACGAAAGUAACAGCAUCAACAGCGAGAGCAGCAGCAGCAGCAUCAGCAACAGCAGCAUCAGCAACAGCAGCAGCAACAGCAGAAGCAGCAACAACAGCAGCAGCAAGAGCAGCAGCAGCAGCAGCAGCAGCAGCAGCAGACCAGGCGAAAGCCGUCGCUGUCUUUGCAAGCCCCAUUGGCGUUAA
Molecule: messenger RNA, 792 nt
Organism: Eimeria acervulina
Lineage: Eukaryota; Apicomplexa; Conoidasida; Eucoccidiorida; Eimeriidae
Exons: 3
Coding region: 1-792 (263 amino acids)
Source: RefSeq, a predicted model, not a curated record